CAACAGAGAAUGGGAAAUGGUAUUGAGUAAUUGAGUACUGGGAGAGGCCACUACCACUAGGCGUCCCACAGGCUCCCAAUGCGGAAGUGGAAGGAUAGAAACAAGUGCCUGCGUGAAACGUCUUCAGCCCCGCCCCCUGUCUCCCUAGUGUCGUCACAGUCAGUCAUCCGGCAUCGCCGUGCUUACCUCAGUCUGUAGGAGGCUUCCGGACACUUCCUGUCUAUCCCACGUGUGCCCAAGAUGGCGGAUCUGCAGAUGAAGUUGCUGCGGCGGAAAAUUCAGAAAAAAACCGAAAAUAUUCGGAACCGCAACCGGGAGCGACGGGAAAGGGAAGAAAUUUUAUUAGCCAGUAAAUGUGAGGAGGAAACUGAGGGAGUUGCAGAAACGCAUGAAGAAGGCAAUGAGGUUGAUAAUAGAGAGGAAACUCAGGAGCACAUAGCCCCUGAUGCGGAGGAGACCUCACAGACCCCCCCUGCCAAGAGGAAAAAGAAGAGGAAGAAUGCAAUCAAGGCUGAGGGUGCAGAUGCAAAGAAAGCAAAGCAAGAUGAAGAGGCUCCUGAAGCUUCUGACAAAGAGUCCAGAUGUGAGAACCAUGUAGAAAACAAAGAGGAGGAAGAUGGGGAAGAAGAGAAUGGCCCAACCUUGCCCAUGGGUCUUACAGGGGCAUUUGAGGACACCGCCUUCUCCUCUUUGGACGAUUCUGUCAAUGAGAACACUCUCAAAGCCAUUACUGAAAUGGGCUUCACACACAUGACUGAGAUUCAGCACAAAGCCAUCAGACCCCUUCUAGAGGGCCGGGAUGUUCUGGCUGCUGCCCGUACUGGCAGUGGGAAGACUUUGGCUUUCCUAAUUCCAGCCAUUGAACUGAUUUACAAGCUGAAGUUUAUGCCUCGGAAUGGUACCGGAGUCCUCAUCUUAUCCCCAACCCGAGAACUAGCCAUGCAGACCUAUGGGGUCCUGAAGGAGCUAAUGGCGCAUCAUGUUCACACGUACGGCUUGAUCAUGGGAGGUAGCAACCGCUCUGCAGAAGCACAGAAACUCGCCAAUGGGGUGAAUAUUGUGGUGGCAACACCUGGACGACUUCUGGACCAUAUGCAGAACACGCCGGGAUUCAUGUACAAGAACCUGCAGUGUCUAGUAAUCGAUGAAGCAGAUCGGAUCCUGGAGGUUGGCUUUGAACAGGAGAUGAAGCAGAUCAUCAACCUGUUGCCCAAGCGGAGGCAAACAAUGCUCUUCUCUGCCACUCAGACACGGAAGGUGGAAGAUCUUGCUCGGGUCUCUCUGAAGAAGGAGCCUCUCUAUGUUGGAGUCGAUGACCAUAAGGAAACGGCCACAGUGGAUGGUUUGGAACAGGGAUAUGUUGUUUGUCCAUCUGAGAAAAGGUUUCUCUUACUCUUCACAUUCCUAAAAAAGAAUCGGAAGAAGAAGAUGAUGGUUUUCUUCUCCUCCUGCAUGUCCGUUAAAUAUCAUUAUGAGCUUCUCAACUAUAUCGACCUCCCCGUCAUGGCCAUUCAUGGGAAACAAAAACAGACCAAACGCACCACCACAUUCUUCCAGUUCUGUAACGCAGAGUCUGGGAUCCUGCUGUGCACAGACGUGGCUGCCAGAGGGCUUGACAUUCCUGAGGUUGAUUGGAUUGUACAGUAUGACCCUCCAGAUGACCCUAAGGAAUAUAUUCAUCGGGUUGGCAGGACGGCUCGGGGGAUUGAUGGAAAAGGCCAUGCUUUGCUGAUUCUAAGGCCGGAAGAGCUUGGCUUCCUGCGUUACCUGAAACAAGCGAAGGUGCCGUUGAGUGAAUUUGAGUUCUCCUGGACUAAAAUUUCUGAUAUUCAGGCUCAGCUGGAGAAGCUGAUAGAGAAGAAUUAUUAUCUGCACAAGUCGGCACAAGAAGCAUACAAAGCCUACAUCCGAGCCUACGACUCCCAUUCGCAUAAGCAGAUCUUCAAUGUCAAUACCCUGAACCUUCCCAAAGUGGCAAUUUCUUUUGGCUUUCAGGUCCCGCCCUUUGUGGAUCUGAAUGUGAACAGCAGUGGAGGCAAAAGGCCACAGAAACGAGGUGGUGGAGGUGGAUUUGGGUACCAGAAGACAAACAACCAGUAUAAAACAAAGAUAUUUAAACACAUAAACAAAAAGGGACAGGGGGGCGGACGGCAGUUUACACGUUGAUUGAUGAGACACAGAACACACAUUUAUAACUUUGUCACCCACAGUAAAACUAUUUUUGGGGAAAAA
Xenopus laevis (African clawed frog) is the source of this 2232-nucleotide messenger RNA. It is a transcript of the gene ddx18.S, whose product is annotated as DEAD-box helicase 18 S homeolog. The transcript has 14 exons. The record is from RefSeq and is a predicted model, not a curated record. NCBI's taxonomy places the organism in Eukaryota, Metazoa, Chordata, Amphibia, Anura, Pipidae. Gene Ontology annotation, molecular function: hydrolase activity; nucleic acid binding; RNA helicase activity. Bases 241 to 2166 code for a protein of 641 amino acids. Gene Ontology annotation, cellular component: cytoplasm; nucleolus.